AUGGCAGCUAAGUAUUCUGAAGAUGAUGACUUCCAACAUCAUCUUCGCUUCUCUGACAUAACUGGGGAACCUCGUCGAAUGCUCUUACCCAUUCAAGGUUACGAGAGAAAGCCCGUGGUGUCGUUAGAAGAAGCUGUUGAACCUCUAGUUCAAUUCGUCCCCGAUGUCAAACGCAUGGCAUAUGUAGCCAAAAUGAAAUGCGCUAGUCCCCCAGCUGAUGAUCUAACGACGGAUGAAUCGGCUGCGAUUAUUUUGUACUCAAUGGAGUGGGAACCACAGGGAGAAUGCCUUUAUUUUGUAUUAAAUGCAACUCUUCGUGAAGAAAAUCGACGAAAACUAGUUCCAUGGUUCCUUUACUUGAAACUGGUCCUGACCGCAUUAUCACGUCUGCCCUCUGAACAACGUACGGUUUAUCGAGGAGUUAAAUGUGAUAUGCGACAGCAGUACACGACAGGGGAUACCAUUAUCUGGUGGGGAUUCAGCUCCUGUACAACAACGAUGGAUGUUUUGAAAAAUGAUCAGUUCUUGGGUUCAACUGGAACAAGAACAUUUUUUUCAAUUGAAUGCAAGAGUGGGAAGGAUAUUCAACAACACUCCCAGUACAAAACCGAAAACGAAAUUCUUCUUCUACCUGCUCGACAAUUUCUAGUUGUUGCAUGUCUCAAUCAAUCCGGUGGCCUCUACAUGAUACAACUUCGCGAAAUCGAUCCAGCAUACCCACUGUUAGAACCUGUGUCAAAAGACCCUCCAAAACCAGCCAAAAUAGUUGUACCUUAUCCACCACCACCACCAGUGACCAAAACAAUACACAGUUCCCCAAAGCCAAGCACUAAACCAGCACAGAAAGAACACCAAGAAUUUAAAGCACCUGGUACCUACGAGAACCUCUGGUGUAAAGGCCGCCCUUGCAGUAGAUGCGGUAAAUGUCGUCACAAUUAUUCAUUUUUCAUAUAA
Molecule: messenger RNA, 954 nt
Organism: Adineta ricciae
Lineage: Eukaryota; Metazoa; Rotifera; Eurotatoria; Adinetida; Adinetidae
Source: the annotation of a GenBank genome assembly